Messenger RNA from Pongo pygmaeus (Bornean orangutan), 7061 nucleotides. Its product is annotated as nuclear pore complex-interacting protein family member A7. The transcript has 10 exons. Lineage: Eukaryota; Metazoa; Chordata; Mammalia; Primates; Hominidae. The record is from RefSeq and is a predicted model, not a curated record. Bases 3380 to 5353 code for a protein of 657 amino acids.
AAUGGCUGUGCUUAUUUCCACGAAGAGGAAAGAGAAGGACUUGCAAAGAUAUGUAGGCUUGCCAUUCAUUCUCGAUAUGAAGACUUCGUAGUGGAUGGCUUCAGUGUGUUAUAUAACAAGAAGCCUGUCAUAUAUCUUAGUGCUGCUGCUAGACCUGGCCUGGGCCAAUACCUUUGUAAUCAGGUAAUGUGGUAUUAUGUGGCUAUUUUAAAGAAAUAAUGUCUUAUUUUGUUCUGAAAAUUUUAAAGUUGACCUGUUUCUCUAGUUGCUGUUCUUGUUGAGUGAAAAGAAAGAUGGUCUUACAUUGCUUUUGUCAUAUUUGUAAAAAUUACUGAAUUUAGAAAUAAGGAAUAUGUGAUAGAUUACCCAAGGGCAUCCACAGUCAACAUUUUCUCUUUUUUCCCAGGCUUUAAUCGAAGGGGGUGUGUUUGUGUUUAUAUGAUUGUAUCUGGCUCUUUUCACUUACUGUUAAAACAGGAAUAUAUCAUUUUAAUAAUAAUUUUUCAAAGUAUAGUUUAUUUUUAAUGGCUUCAUGGUAUUUCUUCAAGUGAAUAUAUAGUAAUUAACUGUUGCCUUUUUGGACAAUGAAGAGUGUUUGCAUUCUCUUGCUUUCUGUGACCAUUUUCAGGUAAUGUUCUUUGUGUAGUGCUGUUAAGGACUUCUCUGUGCAUAAAGCUCUUCCUGUAUUUUAUUUAGGGUUAUGGUCCUCAGAUGGAUUUUCAGAGUCAGUCUAGAAUUGCUGGAUCAAAGAGCAUGACUAUUUUUUUGUUUUUGUUUUUGUUUUUUUUUUUUUUUUGAGACAGAGUCUUGCUCUGUCACCCAGGCUGGAGUGCAGUGGCGCGAUCUCGGCUCACUGCAAGCUCCGCCUCCCAGAUUCAUGCCAUUCUCCUUGCCUCAGCCUCCCAAGUAGCUGGGACUACAGGCGCCUGCCACCAUACCCAGCUAAUUUUUUUGUAUUUUUUUUAGUAGAGAUGGGGUUUCACCGUGUUCGCCAGGAUGGUGUCGAUCUCCUGACCUCGUGAUCUGCCCACCUCAGCCUCCCAAAGUGCUGGGAUUACAGACGUGAGCCACCACACCCAGCCGAGCAUGACUAUUUUUAAAGUUCAUGGUGCUUCUAGCCCAACUGGGGGGACUACAUCGAGAUAAGACACUGUUAACCGUCUUUGCCAAGAACGUUUGAAAGUUAAACCCGUAGGGUUGGAGGGUUCCUCUUUUGUAAGCUGUAGGAGUCCCAGGGGGAUGUAUGGGAGACACUUAGUGACUUUUAAGUUGAUUCUGAGCUGUGAUCACUGGUGUUAAGAAAUUAUGUCCUCUUCUUGAGGGUGUACAAAAAGGGGGAAUUUAAUAAUAAUCCUCUGAAACGUGAAAUGAAUUAAUGAAUUACUUAGUGUCUACUGCAAGCCAGGCUCUUGCAGACACAAGGGUGUUUGGGGACAACAGUCUAACCUUCAAAAGAUGUGUGAGAGUGUUCUGUUGGGAAUGGCAGCUGGCAGAGCAGCAUAUAUAAGAUGGUUAUGUUCAUGUUUUUAAAAGUGUGUGUAUCCUUUAUACCUAUGUUUUUGUACCUAGAAAAAUACGUAAAUUUAUACCUAGAAAAUAUCUGAAAGUUUUUGUAUUAAACUGUUAACGGGGUGGAUUGGUGGCUUAUAGGGUAGGGGGCUAGGCAUUUUCACUUUUAAUACCUGUAUUUUUUUUGAGGAUUUGUUUUACUUGGGUGUCACAUUCAUAAUUUUUAAUCCUUUAAGGAGAAAAAUGUGCUUAUUAAAUUUUUGGUCUCUGAAUGCUACCAAGUCUUAGUCACACAAAACAAUAUGCUGCAACUGUUUACACUUCCUAAAACUGUAAACUCCUCAAGGACUUGGAAGCUAAACAUGAAGAAUAUAAAAUCAAGUUGACAACCACUGUCUCUGUGCAUAACACUGACUUCACUUCUCUUGAGAAAUGUGCAUCUGCUAAUCCAUAUUUAUUACUUUUUAGAGGUGGGUGAACCCAUAAAUAAGAUACUGUUCUUUGAAUGCCUUUAGCUGGUGUUAUUUACCAGUAAUGCUUGGAGAAAGAAUCCAAAAUUACCCCCACUAAAAUGCUCACGACCCACUUGUUUCUGUGUUUGUCGAAGUGUUUCUGGUAUAUUCUAGAAUAUACCAAAGAUAAUUACUUGACUCAUUUAGAAAAUUUUACAUUAUAUCCUCUUAUAAGGCACUUGGAAAUUCACCUUUUUUUUUUUUUUUUUUUUUGGCUUGGCUUUCUAAAUGUACUUUAACAUCAAUUUAUAAUAUUAAGAGUUCCUAAGGAGAGAGAUUUCUUAGGAGAAUAAUCGUGGCUUGUCUUAGAGCCACAGCCUUUCACAAUCUGAAGUGAAUGGUGCAGAGAGCUUUCUUGUCAAGUGGUGUGUUUCUUCCUGCAGUUCGGCUUGCCCUUCCACUGCUUGUGCCAUGUACCUUGUAACACUAUGUUUAGAUCCCAGCAUCAGAUGGUGAGUUCUACUUUUGGUUUGUAAAAUCAUGUGGGAUUGUGUUUUGAAACUACCUUUCAAAUGAAGUUCUGUUUGCUGGCCUCCAGAUAAUUAGUAACUUACUCAUGUAUUGCUUGGAUCCUUGCAUUGUGUAAUAUAUGCUUCUGUUAAUAUGUGAAUGUCCAUGAAGGUUGGUUGGUAUAUAGGUCAGGAGCACCUGGCUUUCAAGGAGUCUUGUAAUUACUGUAUCACCUGCUUUAAGUAGAAACAUUGCAGCUCAAUUGAGCACCAGAAAUUUCUUCUGAAGCUCCUACUUUUAAUGAGUUAGCACUGUUGCCUGGAUUUAUGAAUGGGCAGAUUUUGAAAAUGAGGUUCUUCAUUGUCAUCGUGGAAUUGAGUUCUGCUUAUUUUCAGACAUGUAGGUGAUAAAUCUCUCCUUAAUGAUUCCAGAAGGAAAAGGAAGGGAUGGAUUUUAGAGUUUUUUAUUUCUUUUGUCAAGGUAGUUUUAUUUUCUAGUUCAGGUACAUCAGUGAGUCAUAGUAGAGAUACAUUCUUGGCUGUUUUAGGGGAGUUAAGAGAACAUUUCAUUUAAAUGUAAAUGUUUAAAAUCAAAGAAAUGUUCCUGCAUAUGUGCAGUUUUUACCUUUAAUCUUGUUUAACUGAUUUUUCUAGUCUUAAAGGAAAACUAUUUGAUUUUCACAUCUAUGAUGAGAGAAAACAGAAAAAUUGUCAAGAGUAAGAAUUGAUUUGACAUUACUUUUGAGAGUUAUCUGCUUCUUUUGUAAGUCAUAAUUUUUCAUUUUAUAGCUUUUAUACUGGGCACCUCAUUUUUUAAUGGUUUGUUUUGGUUCCUGGAUGUUGCCUUCCUGGAGAAAAUGAUUAAAGAUGAUAUAGAGCGAGGAGGACUGCCCCUGUUGCUUGUCGCAAAUGCAGGUUAUCAAUUCUGUGCCUGAUCAUUUUCAUCCUGGGACUGACUUUUGUGGAAUUUCUUGGAUAGUUAUCAUUAUUUUGUUUCUGGGAAUUUCUACACUUGCCAUUUUCCUCUGGAAAACUAGCCUUUGUGUGUCUUUCCUCAAGACUGUCUUAAAGUCACAAAAUGUACAUGACGGAUCCAAGGAUGUACAGCGGAAAGCCUGGAGGUCCAAUAGCCGUAGCCGGGAAGGAAUUAAAAUUGGCCUGGAAGACCUCUUUACUUCAUGGAGACAUAUGGAAGCCAAAGUUCGAGCUGAAGUCCAUAAGGUGACAAGGAAGGUCAACAGUCAUUACAAAAUCAAUGGACAGAGGAAGACUGCCGAGGAAGAGAAACAAAACAUGAAAGAAUGUGAGCAAGCAGAAAACAAGAGGCAGCUAUCAGAGGCAGAGGAGAAUGGGAAAUUGGAUAUGAAAGAAAUACACACCUACCUGAAACUGUUUCAACGCACGCAAGAGUUGCGGUGGCGGGCAGAGGACUACUACAGAUGCAAAAUCGCCCCUUCUGCAAGAAAGCCUCUUGCCAACUCAGUAAGUUUGUUUGUUUUCCUUGCUUUGGGACAUAGUCUGCCAGGUCAGGACAUGGAUGUAUUUUUCUCCCCACAGCUCUGUGCUCAAGCCUUGCAAAGGGGGAUGGCAGAGAGGAAGGCUGCCUACAAGCAGCACAGGUGUGAAAUGAGGCAAAAGCAGAGAGUGCCAGAGAGACACAUGAGUCAGGAGCCAGUCCAGGGACGACCGGGCCUAGAGAAACCUUUCUGGAGGGAUUCAGGACCUCAUUCGGUUCCCAUGAGGAACAGCAGCAGCAUCCCAGCUGAAAACACAGAGAAGACAAAGGUCAGGAUGGCGGCAGUGGAGCACCAUCAUUCCUCAGGGUUGCCCUACUGGCCCUACCUCAUGGCUGAAACUUUAAGAAAAAGGAUGGGCCGCAAGCUACCUCCUCCAACUCAGUGCGAUCUGAGAGGUCAACCAUGUCCAUUAGUUAAAGGGUGUCUGAGACCUCUGAGUCUUUCUCGACUACAAUGUCCACUAGGACCUCAACCACAUUCUUCAACUGAUGAUUUUCUGAGAAGAGACACACCUCAAGACGAGUGUGCCCUGGGACCUGAACCACUUCCUCGAGCUGAUGAUUUUCCGAGACUCAAGACACCUCCCAAGGGUCUUUUCAUACCAAUUUCCCCUUCUCCAGUUGAUGAUUCGCUGAGCAUCAAGACACCUCCCGAGUGUCUUCUGGUACCCCUUCCACCUUCUCCAGUUGAUGAUUUUCUGAGAUCACAAACACCUCCCGUCCAGUGUCACCUGAGACCUGUACCAUUUCAUCGAGCUGAUGAUAUCAGGAGACUCAAGAAACCUCCUGACUGUUUUUUCGCACACCUUCCACCUUCUCCAGUUGAUGAUUUUCUGACACCACAGACACCUCCAGUCGAGUGUCACCUGGGACCUCUACCGUUUCCUCGAGCUGAUGAUUUUAGGAGACUCAAGACACCUCCCGACUGUUUUUUUGUACCUCUUCCAUCUUCUCCAGUAGAUGAUUCUCUGAGCCUCCAGACAGCCCCUGAGUGUCUUCUGGCACCUCUUCCACCUUCUCCAGUUGAUGACUUUGUGAGACCACAGACAGCUGCUGUCCACUCUCGCCUGCGACCUGGACCAUUUUCUAAAGCUCAUGAUAUUCGGAGACUCAAGACUCCUCCCAACUGUCGUUUCGUACCUCUUCCACCUCCUCCAGUUGAUGAUUCUCUGAGCCUCAAGAUACCCCUCGAGUGUCUUCUGGUACCUCUUCCACCUUCUCCAGUUGAUUUUCUGACAGCACCGAUACCUCCUGUCCACUCUCACCUGGGACCUGGACCAUUUUCUCAAUCUGAUCAUUUUCCGAGACUCGAGACACCUCCCGAGUGUUUUCCGUACCUCUUCCACCUUCUCCAGUCGAUUCUGUGAGCCUCAGGAUACCUCCUGAGUGUCCUCUGGUACCUCUUCCACCUUCUGAAGUUGAUGAUUUACUGACACCAGACUCCUCCCGUCCACUGUCACCUGGGACCUGUACCAUUUCCUCGAGCUGAUGAUUUUAGUUGAAACAAGAUACCUCCCGACUGUUUUUUCAUACCUCUUCCACCUUCUCCAGUUGAUGAUUCUCUGAGCCUCAAGACACCUCCCGAGUGUCUUCUGCUACCUCUUCCACCUUCUCCAGUUCAUGAUAUUCUCAGACCACAAACACAUCCUGUCAACUCUCGCCUGGGACCUGGUCCAUUUUCUCAAGCUGAUGAUUUUCCGAGACUGAAGACACCCCCUGAGUGUCUUUUCAUACCUCUUCCACCUUCUCCAGUUGAUGAUUCUCUGAGCCUCAAGAUACCUCUUGAGUGUCUUCUGGUACCUAUUCCACCUUCUCCAGUUGAUGAUAUUUUCAGACCACAGACACGUCCCAUCCACUGUCGCCUGGGACCUGGUCCGUUUUCUCAAGCUGAUGAUUUUCUGAGACUGAAGACACCCCCACCGAGUGUCUUUUCAUACCUCUUCCACCUUCUCCAGUUGAUGAUUCUCUCAACCUCAAGACAUCUCCCGAGUGUCUUCUGGUACCUCUUCCACCUUCUCCAGUUGAUGAUUUUCUGAGAGAAUAGACACCUCCCAUCAACUGUCCCCUGGGACCACAAUCAUUUUCUCCAGCUGAUGAUUUUCUGAGAUUGCAGACACCUCCUGAGCAUCUUCUCAUACCUUUCCCACCUUCUCCAGGUGAUGAUUUUCUGGGACCACAGACACCUCCUAUCAAGUGUCGCCUAGGACCGGUACCAUUUUCUCCAGCUGAUGAUUUUCUCAGACUCAAGACACUACUCAAGUGUCUUUUGGUUCCUCUUCCACAUUCUCCAGUUGAUGAUUUUCUGAGACCACAGACAUGUCCCCUCGAGUGUCUUCUGGCACCUCAACCACCGUCUCCAGCGGAUGAUUUUCUGAGACCACAGACACCUGCAGUUGACUUUCCCUUGGGACUCCUACCAUUUUCUCAAGCUGAUGAUUUUCUGGCAUCACAGACACCUCCCCUCAAGUGUCUUCUGGUACCUUUUCUUCCUCUCUAGCUGAUGAUUUUUUGAGAUGACUGACAUUUCCAGUCUCAUGUCCCCUGGGACCUGUACCAUUUUCUCUAGUUGAUUAUUUUCUCUCUGUUUUGUUGUUGUUGUUUUUAUUUUUUUGUUUUAGUUAAAAUACAUAAUUGUUUUAUUUCAUAAUGCAGUAAAAGAAAUUAUCAUCACAUGCACAGAAGACUAGGAAAAGUGAAACUACUUACUUCUGAAAAUCCAGUAAUGUAAACCUAUUUGUACUUGUCCAUAGUACAUGAAAGUAAUGUUUAACAUGUUUUGAAUUAAAUUUUACCUGUGGGGCUAUACAAUGUAAUUCUCAGGAGUAAUAGUUUCAUUCAUUUCCAGGUUAGAUUACUGUAUGAUUCAUUAACACAAGGCACAGUAGCCAUCUUUGUCAUUAUGUUGCAACACUCAUCACGUGCCUCUCUAAAAUGGCUGAUUUAACAAGAUGAUGGCAACACGAAGGGGAGACUUUGGAUUGUCUAUUGAAAAUCUAGGCAAUAAGUAAUUAAUAAAAACUCUCUGAAGUGUACUUUCACAUACUUUCUGUUUAUAAUAAACAACAAACUUCCUAA